Messenger RNA from Haliotis rufescens (red abalone), 2815 nucleotides. RefSeq names its product flocculation protein FLO11-like. The record is from RefSeq and is a predicted model, not a curated record. The coding region runs from base 1 to 1848 and encodes 615 amino acids. The transcript has a single exon. NCBI's taxonomy places the organism in Eukaryota, Metazoa, Mollusca, Gastropoda, Lepetellida, Haliotidae.
AUGUCCACCACCUUGACGCACAACACCUCAUUCGCUUCCGCUACCUCUGCUGCAAGUGUUCCCACCAACACAACAACUUCUACCGAUAUCCCUCACGCUUCAACGACGACCUCUGCUGCAAGUGUUCCCACCAACACAACAACUUCUACCGAUAUCCCUCACGCUUCAACGACGACUUCUGCUGCUAGUGUUCCCACCAACACAACAACUUCUACCGAUAUCCCUCACGCUUCAACGACGACCUCUGCUGCAAGUGUUCCAACCAACACAACAACUUCUACCGAUAUCCCUCACGCUUCAACGACGACCUCUGCUGCAAGUGUUCCCACCAACACAACAACUUCUACCGAUAUCCCUCACGCUUCAACGACGACUUCUGCUGCCGCUACCUCUGCUGCAAGUGUUCCCACCAACACAACAACUUCUACCGAUAUCCCUCACGCUUCAACGACGACCUCUGCUGCAAGUGUUCCCACCAACACAACAACUUCUACCGAUAUCGCUCACGCUUCAACGACGACCUCUGCUGCAAGUGUUCCCACCAACACAACAACUUCUACCGAUAUCCCUCACGCUUCAACGACGACCUCUGCUGCAAGUGUUCCCACCAACACAACAACUUCUACCGAUAUCCCUCACGCUUCAACGACGACUUCUGCUGCAAGUGUUCCCACCAACACAACAACUUCUACCGAUAUCCCUCACGCUUCAACGACGACCUCUGCUGCUAGUGUUCCCACCAACACAACAACUUCUACCGAUAUCCCUCACGCUUCAACGACGACUUCUGCUGCCGCUACCUCUGCUGCUAGUGUUCCCACCAACACAACAACUUCUACCGAUAUCCCUCACGCUUCAACGACGACUUCUGCUGCCGCUACCUCUGCUGCUAGUGUUCCCACCAACACAACAACUUCUACCGAUAUCCCUCACGCUUCAACGACGACUUCUGCUGCCGCUACCUCUGCUGCUAGUGUUCCCACCAACACAACAACUUCUACCGAUAUCCCUCACGCUUCAACGACGACUUCUGCUGCCGCUACCUCUGCUGCUAGUGUUCCCACGAACACAACAACUUCUACCGAUAUCCCUCACGCUUCAACGACGACUUCUGCUGCCGUUACCUCUGCUGCUAGUGUUCCCAACAACACAACAGCUUCUACCGAUAUCCCUCACGCUUCAACGACGACCUCUGCUGCAAGUGUUCCCACCAACACAACAGCUUCUACCGAUAUCCCUCACGCUUCAACGACGACCUCUGCUGCAAGUGUUCCCACCAACACAACAGCUUCUACCGAUAUCCCUCACGCUUCAACGACGACCUCUGCUGCAAGUGUUCCCACCAACACAACAACUUCUACCGAUAUCCCUCACGCUUCAACGACGACUUCUGCUGCCGCUACCUCUGCUGCUAGUGUUCCCACCAACACAACAACUUCUACCGAUAUCCCUCACGCUUCAACGACGACUUCCGCUGCCACUACCUCUGCUGCUAGUAUUCCCACCAACACAACAACUUCUACCGAUAUCCCUCACGCUUCAACGACGACCUCUGCUGCAAGUGUUCCCACCAACACAACAACUUCUACCGAUAUCCCUCACGCUUCAACGACGACUUCUGCUGCCACUACCUUACCGCAUCCUCCACCCUAUUCACAUGUGUUGUCAUUACCCUGUUGGUUCUUUCAGAAUCAAUCAAUGACAAUCCAAAUACGUUGCUAUUUCAUAAGAUUUUACGACGCUUUACCAUUAGAGUUGCUUCCCUUUGACCAUCCCCCUAUCUCCCUCCCCCUAUCUCAUUCCUGUGACCAGUUGGCUGCAUUCAUGUCAGUGCACAGCUGUGUUUAACUGAUUGAGCGUUUUAACCACAUGACAUUCUCUAAACUGUUAGUGUGUAUUGCGACUCCUGUCUCUGUUAUAUCAUAAACGAUCAUGUUUGAGGUUUCUUUAAAGAAAUACACGUGAGUAUAAAACACGGAGAUCUUUCACUGAUGCUUUCUAUUUUAACUUAAAACCAGAAUGAUUUUGCUAUAAAAGCAGCAUUUCAGACAACUGUGUCAACAUUUAUCGCAUCACAUUAGUGAAGAUGUAGUAACAUGUUAAAGAAUACAAAUACAUGUAUACAUCUGGAAUUUUUUAUUUAUAUAGCCUAAGAUCUAUCAAUUGUUUUAUGUGAAAUUAAAGUUACAUAUCCUGUUCCCACACUAUACUAUAAACACUUCUAUUAAAUGUAACACACCCAAGACAAUCUUCAUAAACAAACGCCACCCUUGACAUCAAUGUAGUGUGAUGGCCUUUCCGGCCUGCUGACAACACUAGGUUACAGAUGGGGUUAGAUGGAAAGAGUGAGCCGGUGGACAGACUGGUGUGAGGGUUCAUCUAAGUAAAACAAAGUCAGUGAGUGAGUUGGGUUUAACGCAGCUUUGACCAGCGUUCGAGUUAUAUCAAAUCGCGUCAGCUUCAUGUGGGAGGAAAGAAAUAAAACUGAUAAAAUGUUCUUUAGACAUUCUGGUCCUUAACGAAUAAUUGCAUUUUGAAGGUACACAGUUGUAUUGUAUUGACUCCUAUACUCUCUUGGACCAAGGUUCAACAUUGUUUAACCUGACAGCCAAAUAUUUCAAAUGCUGAUCUGUUUAAGCUAUUUGAUGCAAUGAUUCUUCCAUUUCUUUACUAUGGAUCUGAAGUGUAGGGUACUUCUGCCAGAAAACAGGAAAUUUCCAUACCAAAAUAUGUAAAUGGUACUUAACAGUUGGUAAAGUAAACAACAAUAUGGCUCUUGGUGAAUGUAGGAUAUUAUCAUUCACUUAUAUGGCAA